This is a messenger RNA of Prorocentrum cordatum, 2397 nucleotides long. The record is from the annotation of a GenBank genome assembly. Lineage: Eukaryota; Dinophyceae; Prorocentrales; Prorocentraceae.
GUGAAGGCCAUCCUCGGGAGGUUGAAGGACCUCUCCAAGGAGAUCGACGCCCGCUUGAAAAAAGACACCGAUAGCGAGGAUAUUCAGAAGCUGACCAUUGGCAAGAAGAAGCUCUCGGCGAUUAUGGCGAUCGUGGAACAGGCGAGCAAGGCGGGCAUGGACGACGACGCGUUCAAGGACACGUGCGACAUGGCCGUGACGAAGCUCCAGUUAUCGCCGACGACCACGGUGGUUUUUCCGCCGCAUGUAUCCUCUGCCCGGCACAAGUUCGACAUCCGCAGCGUCUCGUCGACCGAAGUUUGGCUCGCGCAUGUGAACACUGAGUCGUUGCGGAAGGCUGGUUUGGCGGGCGUCUCCGACGAGCAGGAGAGGCUGUGGUCUGAGCGCCUAUCCACCAUCUUGAAAAUGAAAGACGCGGACAUGAACGCGACCUUCGACGACCUGUUCAACGCGGACCGCGAGUUCGAUUCAGAGGAGAGCGUCGAGUCGUUUGUCACCAGCUUCGGGGUGUGCUGGAACAUGUUCUCGUACUCCGACCUGGAGGUGCUGGUUGAAUUGGGGGUCGAGGCGGUGGGGGCGCUCGUCCCGCGCCACGUCGGCCAUGCCUGCGACCCAGCUCGGCGGCGCACUGAUGGGCGUCCCCAAGGGGCGGAAGCUGCUAGAGUCGUUCUGGGCGCACGUGGCCAAGCCGAGCACAUUCAGGCGAUCCUGGCGUCCCUGGCCAUUCUCCUCGGCGCGCUGAAGGAGGCAGUGGACGUCGUCUUGCCAGAUGUCCGCGCCUGCAGCCCCGAGUCGCUCGGAGCGGUCCGCGCGGCCUUACUUGCGCUGCGUUCAGACUUCGAGUUGAAGGUGCCGCAGUGCCUGCCCGCCUUCAUGCCCGACUUCUCGAAGCCAGACACUAGCGAGACCUUCCGGCGCCUGGCUAAAGAGAUGCACAGCGCGUGGGCCGCCAUCUUCGCGCCCAUCGUGAAUGUGAAUGCCAACCUACCUGACUUGAGUAGUUGGGUGGCAGGGUCGAGUGCGUCGAGAACCAAACUGGUCGACUGCACUUCCUCGAUCGUGCAGUGCAAGGUGGUCUUCGGCCCUGACGACGACCUCUCGGCCUGCGACUUCCUCAUGCAGACGUCUGGCUGCUUGGUUGAGUGCAGCGCUUUAAUCCUCGACAAGGGUGCCUCGAUGGGGGGCGCCCAGAAAGUGCAGGAGCGCUUUGAGGGGAUCUUCCGCGCGAGCAAGGAUGCCAUCGGGGAGCAGAUGAAUGAGGACAUGAAGGGCCUCGUUGAGGUUAACGCGGCGUUCAAGGGCAUUCCCUUCGAGGCUUCCGAGGUGGCGACGGCAGACCUGCAGCGCGUCAGCGCGCUGGCCGACAGCACCCUGUCCGACCCCGUCGUCAACAACGUCGUGAAGUGGGCCACGUCUUCCGGAGACGCGUCGCUCUUGCAGGAGGCGACCUACCUGUCCCUUUCGCACGCCUUCGCGAAGUCGCUGGCCGAGGCUCGCGCCGUUGGUGAACAGGCGCUCGGCCACGCCAAGCUGGAAAAGAGGAUGAUCACUCAGAAGCAAGUCGACGUCUUGAAGGCCGCCCGUGCUCGUCAUGCUGCUUUCGAGGCGUUCAAGAAGGAGAAUGCCUUGUUUUUCGGCGACGGGGAGGCCGUACAAGUGGCCUCCCACAUCCCGAUCUUGAGCCCGCUCGUGAAGCCAAAAGUGCUCGGGCCCGCCUUGCUGGAGCAGUCCCUGAGCAUCCAGGGUAAGUUCGCAGAGACUUGGACUAGAGACCUCGAGUCCUUGGGCGAGCAUGUGCAGGCGUCGUGCCCCAAUUAUACGCCGCUGAGAGGGACCUUGCUGAAUAAUGAAGCCAUGGUGAAGCAGUUCACGGAGAAUCCUAAGUACCGCGGCAUCGGCAAGCUCACUGCCGCGAUGAAAGAGCACAGGCGCCUGAUUAAGCUCAUUCACGCCGACCGUCACCCAGCGCUGGUUUCAGCGGAAGUCAUGAAGAAAGCGAAGGAGCUCAACGACAUGGGCGUGGAGACCGUGGCCUUCACGUUCUUCAUGUUUAAGGUCAAGGUUGCAUGGAAGGACGUUGUUAACCCCACGAUCGCCAGGAAAAACGUCGAACAGCUCCGCCUCGAACUGACGCCGGGCGGCGUGCAGCUGACUCAGGAGAUGGAGGAGUGCCUCAAGGACUGGGAGGAGGGCGCCAUGCUGCCGGACGCGAUCGCUGCCCGAGCUGCUGCCGCGAAGGCUGCAAAGGAGGCGGCCCCCGACGUCGGUGCGAAGAGCGAGCCUGCUCCUGGGGCCAGGGAAGGGCCAGGCGCUGGGCCCACUACCGAGACGAAGGAUGGGAAGAAGAUAUCGCUCGCUGAGCGGGCGAGGGCGGCCAAGAGGCUUCGUGCGUCUUGA